AUGACCCAAACUAUGAUUUUGACCGGUGCCUCUAGAGGUAUUGGUGCUGCUGUAGCAGAAAUCUACCUUGCCAAAUCGCCUUCCCACAACCUUGUAGCAAUCGCCAGAUCCGAGCUGGCUUUGAAUGCUUUGAAGGAGAAGUAUGGCGAUAGAGUCAAGACGGUUGCAGGCGACAUUACUGACGAAAAAAUUGUUCUGGAAGCUGUCGAAAAAGCCCUCGAAUUUGGCUCAAUUGACUCGGUUGUCGCUAAUGCCGGUGUGCUUGAUCCAGUCGACACUGUGGCCAAGGCUGACAUUGCCAAGUGGAAGAAUUUGUUCGAUAUCAACUUCUUUUCGGUGGUUGACCUUGCCACUAAAACAUUGCCUCACCUUAAGAAGUCAAACGGCCGUUUUGUCGCCGUGCUGUCUGGAGCUCUGACCAGUUCCUACUACGGCUGGGGCGCCUACGGUGCUUCCAAAUCUGCCUUGAACCAUCUCAUUCAAACCUUGGUUGCUGAGGACAAGGAGGUCAAUGCUAUCUCGAUUGCCCCAGGUGUGGUGGAUACCAACAUGCAAGAGGACAUUCGUAACAAGUUCGGAGCCAACAUGACGCCUGAGAGCUUGCAAAAGUUCAUUGAUUUGCAUAAGAACAAGGGAUUGUUGCCUGCCGAGGUGCCUGCCAGUUUGCUCGUUAACUUGGCUGUCAAGGGUUGGGGUCUGGACCUCAACGGUGGUUACUACAGAAUCGGCCAGGAUGCUCUCAAGGAAACUUUUUUCACCGAUGUUCACCAGAUCGCUCAGAACCGCCAGUCUAAAGGCCCCAGAGGUCAGCUAUUGAAGGCUCCUAUUGGUCUUAGAGCCUACUCCAAAUUCCCCAGCUCAGAUAAAAAAAAGAGCGAGGAUAAGUCCAACCAGAACUCCAAUGAUCAGAAGAACUCCAAGGAACAGAAGAAGUCUCCAUUUUCCAAGGGCUACGUUCUUGGUGCUCUAGGCAUUCUUGCUGUUGGCUCUACCGUCUUGGCUUCUGUUUACACCAAGCACGAACCUAAACUGGCCCCAGAGCCCAAGAAAGGUCCAGCUUUCAGCGACAAAGACGUGUCUGUGGUUUUCGUUCUAGGAGGUCCUGGUUCUGGAAAAGGUACUCAGUGUGGCAAGCUUGUCAACGAGAAAGGUUUCGUGCACUUGUCUGCUGGAGAUCUCUUGAGAGCUGAGCAGGUCAGAGAGGGUUCUCUGGAUGGAGCCUUGAUCGCUCAGUGCAUCAAAGAAGGCACGAUUGUGCCUCAGGAGGUGACCGUUCGUUUGUUGAGAAACGCUGUUGCUGACAACGUGGCCAAGGGCAAGAACAAGUUCUUGGUGGACGGUUUCCCAAGAAAGAUGGACCAGGCCUUGACCUUUGAGGACGAAAUCGUCAAGUCUGCGUUCACCCUUUUCUUCGAGUGUCCUGAGCAGGUUAUGCUUGACAGACUCUUGGAGAGAGGCAAGACCUCCGGCAGAGCCGAUGACAACAUCGAGAGUAUCAAGAAGAGAUUCAGAACCUUUAUCGAGACAUCCAUGCCUGUGGUCGACUACUUCGACAAGCAGGGCAAGGUCGUGAAGCUUCGCUGUGACGAGCCCGUGGACACUGUCGGUAACAGAGUCAAGGAGGCGCUUGUCAAGAGAGGCAUCAACUAG
Candidozyma duobushaemuli is the source of this 1650-nucleotide messenger RNA. RefSeq lists its product as uncharacterized. NCBI's taxonomy places the organism in Eukaryota, Fungi, Ascomycota, Pichiomycetes, Serinales, Metschnikowiaceae. Gene Ontology annotation, biological process: 'de novo' pyrimidine nucleobase biosynthetic process; UDP biosynthetic process; CDP biosynthetic process. Gene Ontology annotation, cellular component: cytoplasm; nucleus. Bases 1 to 1650 code for a protein of 549 amino acids. Gene Ontology annotation, molecular function: ATP binding; UMP kinase activity. The record is from RefSeq and is a predicted model, not a curated record. The transcript is spliced from 3 exons.